Vicia faba (fava bean) is the source of this 531-nucleotide messenger RNA. The record is from the annotation of a GenBank genome assembly. NCBI's taxonomy places the organism in Eukaryota, Viridiplantae, Streptophyta, Magnoliopsida, Fabales, Fabaceae.
AUGUUUCUGAUAUCGUGUUCAUUUUUGUUUGUUAGGUUGAAGCGCAAGGGCGCUGGUGUUGGAACUAAGCAAUCUAAGAGAGCUUUGAAGGAUCCUAAUAAGCCUAAUAAACCUUUGAGUUCUCUCCAUUUGAGUUUAUUUGUUUUUUGUUUUUCCGAUCUAAUGUUUCCGAUCUCGUGUUCAUUUUUGUUUGUUAGGUUGAAGUGCAAGGGCACUGGUGUUGGAACUAAGAAAUCGAAGAGAGUCACAAAGGAUCCUAACAAGCCUAAGAAACCUCUAAGUGCUUUCUUCAUUUUCAUGUCUGAACUCAGAGAUACUUUCAAGAAGGAGAAUCCCAACAACAAGCAUGUCGCUGUGGCUGGUAAGGCUGGAGAAAAAGAGUGGAAAGCAUUGUCUCAUGCUAUCGAAGAGAAGGCUCCUUAUGUUGCUACUGCAGAGAAGAAGAAGGAGUAUGAGAAAGCUAUACGUGCCUAUAACAUGCUGAAGGAAAAGUUGCAUCUGAGGAAGAGGGAUCUGACAAGUCCAAGUUGA